Sabethes cyaneus is the source of this 1454-nucleotide messenger RNA. RefSeq names its product lateral signaling target protein 2 homolog. The transcript has 6 exons. Bases 179 to 1036 code for a protein of 285 amino acids. Lineage: Eukaryota; Metazoa; Arthropoda; Insecta; Diptera; Culicidae. The record is from RefSeq and is a predicted model, not a curated record.
AGCAAAACUAUUUUAAGUGAAGGAUUGAUUGUAAUAGAUGUGCAAAGUGCUACGACGACGAUUGGCAAUCGCAGGUCACGAACGUGCUAAUUUAUCGAAACGACAAGCUUCAUAGUCCGGGUACUAUCCCUGUCAGUACGGAUUCGGACUCGCGGAUUUACAAGAAGAAAUUUGAAUAAUGAAAGUCACCGCCUUCUUACGGGUGACACUCUCGAUUGUUGUCACCGUUGUGGCCAGAUUCGAUUUAGCCAGAUGCAUUCCGGUUAGUGAACUGGACAGCUACCAAUCCAGUCCGUUGUUGUUGCCAGCGAGCAGUAAAACGUCCGGAGCGCCACCGCCCCUGAUCUUCCCCAACGGUAACAGCGAUGUGUACAAAAUCGUGGAAAAUGACACCGCCCUUAAGAUCCUGCAGGCACGUGCCGAGGCCGAGCUGACCGACGAGAGCAACAGUCAGCACGCGGAAACGACCGAGGGUCAAAACGUGCAGCCUCAGCGGACACUCGCGGUCGCUGCUGUAGAAGGUGCUGGUGACUCAGCGGCGAUCAACGGUAACAACAGUACCGACGUUCCUCAGUCGGACCCAACGCCCAACACGUCGUCGCCGCCGUCUUCGUCGUCGGACAAUUACGAUGCAGAUAAUGAUAAUGAUGCCAACGGUAAUAACGGCGGAGAUGCCGAUGGUGAUGACGAUGAUGAUUACAGUAGUGAGGAGGACGACGAUGAUGAUGACGAUGACGAUGAUGUGGACACGGAGGUCGUCAAUGUUCAACCGGAGGAUCCGGACAAGGAAGAUGGAUUGGAGGAACAGUUUAGGAACAAGGACCGCCAUUACCCACUCGUGAUCGACAAUACGAUGAUUGAAGUUUCAGCCAUGCGCCAGGAACAUGUGUGGGUCAUUGUGACCGGAGCCAUUUUUGUACUGACCCUCACGGCCUACAUUGCAAUGGUUCUGUACCGCAAUCGGCUAGAGCGACGCUACGGGAUGCGACAGCGCUUGGUGACGGAAGAUGAUUACUAUACUAACAAUGAUAUCUAAUGCUCAUCCAACGCUGCCAGGGGAUGACAGACAGCCAAGGUCAUUUAUAAUAGUGCAAAUUGACGCGAUCCUGUAGCUGUAGAUGAAUUCAACAACCUUUCGUAACAAAUCGAACUCAGACGAAAGGUAACAAGAAUAGCACCAUCGUUUUAUUCGGUUUAUUCGGUCAACUUCAAGCGAUGUGAGUGAAUUCCAGCAAUAAGUGCCAUUAGUUAUAAGCGACUUUCAGUGUAGUUCAUUCGAUAGGAACGAUUAUUAUACUUCAUUCUCUGAGCCAAACAGGAUAGGUGAUUCCUCUUGCAUUUCUCCUAUUCUAAUUUUGCCUCUGUCAACGAACAACUUGUGAUUGUUUUCCCCAUUAAGUUAGAAUCCUACGCAAGUUUACGAGUAGUAAAUAGAGUUCAAAUAUGCCAAUAAA